Thamnophis elegans (Western terrestrial garter snake) is the source of this 2142-nucleotide messenger RNA. It is a transcript of the gene SLC29A3, whose product is annotated as solute carrier family 29 member 3. The record is from RefSeq and is a predicted model, not a curated record. Gene Ontology annotation, biological process: nucleoside transmembrane transport. Gene Ontology annotation, molecular function: nucleoside transmembrane transporter activity. NCBI's taxonomy places the organism in Eukaryota, Metazoa, Chordata, Lepidosauria, Squamata, Natricidae. The transcript has 6 exons. Gene Ontology annotation, cellular component: Golgi apparatus; plasma membrane. The coding region runs from base 80 to 1519 and encodes 479 amino acids.
CCGGCGUUGCUCGGCAAAAGCCUCGGACGCGAGCAGAACGGAGGAGUUAGAUGGGGAGGAGGCUCCCCGAAGCGGCGACAUGUCUCUUGAUUUGGAAGACGGUGAAGAUGACUUCCUGCCCAGCACAAGCUCUUGGUACAAGUCAAAGAACCCCACGAUCCAAGAAGAGCAAGCACUCCUGGAGGAACCGGGGGCAAACCAGUAUGUCUUCAGCAAGCCCAAAGACCACUGGAAUGCCACCUAUAUUAUUUUCUUCCUCCUUGGGACCAACUCUCUCUUGCCCUUAAACUUUAUCAUGACGGCAAAGCACUACUGGAUGUACAAGCUUCAGAACUGUUCAGAAGACAUUUCUCCUGAAGAUCAGGGAUCCUCAGAUAUCCGUAAUUUCUUUGAAAGCUACAUUUCUGUGGCUUCCACUGUGCCUUCGGUCCUGAGCUUGAUUGGGAACUUCCUGCUAGUCAACAAGGUUUCUGUCAACGUCCGUAUUCUCUCCUCUUUGGCUGUCAUGCUGGCUACCUUUCUGGUGAUUACAGUGCUGGUCAAAGUGGACACUUCUGCGUGGACACUGUGGUUUUUUAUCAUCACCGUUGUCUGCGUGGCCGUCAUCAGCAGUGCUGCCACCAUCUUCAUCAGUAGCAUCUUUGGCUUGUCGGGAUCCUUUCCCAUGAGGAAUUCCCAGGCGCUCAUUUCAGGUCAGGCCAUGGGAGGAACGGUGAGUGCCUUGGCAUCAGUGGUGGAUCUGGCAGCAUCAUCGGAAGUCACAAACAGUGCUCUGGCCUACUUCCUGAUAGGGGACGUCUUCAUUGUUUUGUGCAUUGUGAUGUAUCUGUUUCUUCCCAAGCUGGAGUACGCCAGGUAUUAUACUGCAACGCUGCCACCUAACUCUUUGCCCAGCAGUUACUUGGAGGAAGAGGAGGAUAUGGCAGCAGAGAAUCCCAGCCAGCUCUUGCCAAACAGAAACUACACGGAUAAAAUCCCUCCUCUCUGGCUCAUCUUGAAGAAAACUGGCAUGUUAGGUUUCUGUGUCUUCUACGUCUACUUCAUCUCGAUCACCAUUUUCCCUGCAGUCUCGUCCAGCAUUGAGUCGGUGAACAAAUUCUCCGGGAGUCCAUGGACAGAUAAAUACUUCACACCUCUCACUAGUUUCCUUCUGUACAAUUUUGCAGACUGGUGUGGACGGCAGAGCACCGCCUGGGUCCAGGUUCCCGGACCACGAAGCAAGUGGCUACCAACGAUGAUUCUGCUGAGAACUUUGUUCAUCCCCGUCUUCAUGUUAUGCAACUUUCAGCCUCGAGUGCACAUUGCAAAUGUCGUCUUUGCCCAUGAUGUGUAUCCCAUGGUGUUUGUCGUGUUCCUAGGAUUCAGCAAUGGCUACCUGAGUACAUUAUCGAUUAUUUAUGGUCCCAAAGUCACACCGAAGGAACUAUCCGAAGCAGCAGGAGUGUUGAUGAUGCUCUUCCUGCAGGUGGGGUUAGCACUAGGAUCAGGCUUUUCGGUCCUUGUUGUCCAUCUCAUAUAGAUGGGAGAUUUCAAGCCACUCCUGGAACUUCACUUCCACAAGGACAUUGUGGAAAAAGGCAGAGCAAAUCCCGCUCCUAUCACUGCAGUAUUCCAUUUCUUAGGAAGUGGUGUAGGCAUUGUGUCCUUUGGUUGUGCAGAAAAAGCUUGGAAACCCACCACAAAAUGCAGAAGUGAAAUUCAAAAAUAUUAUCGAAGGUCUCUCUUUUUGGGAGGCGCAAAUGGUUUUGUUUUAUUUAGCAACACGACUCAUGUAUCUUCGCAGGUUUAUAACAUGGAAGCUCUUGUGUUUUUCUAUGGAUAUGAAGGAAUUACAUUCUAGAUUCCAAUGUUCCUACUAAAAUCUGUCCUUUAAAUUAUUCAGAAUAUUAAAAGUCCAUUUGGAGAAUUCUGCAAAGGGAUCAAUAACUCACUGUACCUUUCAGUGUACGUUUUACAUGACCUUUCUUAAGAGAAAUGUGCCUGUAAUCCAGUGUCUGUUAAACAUUUUAAAUGUAUAACAAAUGCAGAUCAAAUAAGAAGGAUUCCCAAAAGCUUUUCAUAUGAAGAGUAGUUGAGAAAAUUUUUUGGUUGAAGAACAGGUACCCUUAAACCAAUAAAUCUCUGGUGCAUAUUUUUUUCAAG